AUGGUCCGAGAGUUUGUGAUGCAAGAGGCCCAGCAGAGCGACGACGAUAUCCUCCUCAUCAACGUGGUCAUUGAGCAGAUGAUCUGUGACACUGACCCUGAGCUCGGGGGAGCUGUGCAGCUCAUGGGCCUUCUGCGUACUCUGAUAGACCCAGAGAACAUGUUGGCCACAGCUAAUAAAACAGAAAAAAGUGAAUUUCUCAAUUUCUUCUACAACCAUUGUAUGCAUGUUCUUACUGCACCACUUCUGGCUAACACAGCAGAAGAUAAAUGUGAAAAAGAUGCAGUAGUUGGGUCCACUAAGAGUAAUACAGUUUGUCCUGAUAAUUAUCAAACGGCACAACUACUUGCCUUAAUUUUGGAGCUGCUUACUUUUUGUGUGGAACACCACACCUAUCACAUCAAGAAUUACAUUAUGAACAAAGAUCUGCUAAGAAGAGUGCUGGUCUUGAUGAAUUCAAAACACACGUUCCUGGCCUUGUGUGCUCUGCGUUUUAUGAGGAGGAUAAUUGGCCUGAAAGAUGAGUUCUAUAACCGUUAUAUCACCAAGGGGAACCUCUUUGAGCCAGUUAUUAAUGCUCUGUUGGACAAUGGCACUAGGUACAACCUGCUCAACUCUGCUGUGGUCGAGCUGUUUGAAUUCAUCCGCGUGGAAGAUAUCAAGUCCCUUAUUGCACAUAUAGUUGAAAAUUUUUAUAAUGCACUUGAAUCUAUUGAAUAUGUUCAGACAUUCAAGGGACUGAAGACAAAAUACGAGCAAGAAAAAGAUCGACAAAACCAGAAACUGAACAG
Merops nubicus (carmine bee-eater) is the source of this 791-nucleotide messenger RNA. Its product is annotated as serine/threonine-protein phosphatase 4 regulatory subunit 3B-like. Gene Ontology annotation, biological process: protein dephosphorylation; DNA damage response. NCBI's taxonomy places the organism in Eukaryota, Metazoa, Chordata, Aves, Coraciiformes, Meropidae. The transcript is spliced from 7 exons. The annotation marks the transcript as partial. The record is from RefSeq and is a predicted model, not a curated record. Gene Ontology annotation, cellular component: protein phosphatase 4 complex; nucleoplasm. Gene Ontology annotation, molecular function: protein phosphatase activator activity.